UACCUGACUCCUGACGUGUGUUAUCGCCGAGAGAGAGAGAGAGGGAGAGAGCACAAGAAAGCAGUCAGCCAGUCAGUCCGUUCAUGCCUCAGAGUGGUGUAAGGAGCAUUGAAACAUGUCCGUGGUGGUAUACAAGAGGCAGUCCAACAUAGAUAUUAUACCAGAGGAUGACUACUACACAGAGGUCGCCGCCAGGAAGGAGAGGCCGUAUACCUUCACUUUCUUUGACUUGCCCGACCCUAUCUGUGUGGAAAUCAUCUCUCGGCUCAGUCUGCGAGACACCAGAGCCAUGGCCCUGACUUGCCGUGCUGGUUGGCAGAUCACUCGGGUUCAACUCAUGUGGAGGAAGAAGCUGUGGUUGAGAGCUGGGGUGAUCAACUUGGGAUUGUUUGGGCCAACCUUUGAGCCCAAUGCCCAGGCUGGCAUGCUGGUGCGGGACCCUCUGCUGGUGAACAACAAGAUGCUGUAUGAAAUGCUUGACCCUGACUCCUGCAUUGAUGAAAGUGAGGAGGAUCUGGACAUGGGGCAUCUGUUGUCCAAGAUGGCCACUCCCAAUACAUCGAUUGGUUUCUCAGAUGUCAUAGAUCACAUCCUGAGCAUAUUCAAUGGUGGGAGCCAGCAGACAUCUUACUCUGAUCCCUUCACAAGGGGUGAGGGAGCGCCGACCUUCCUUCUCUUUGGAAUGCCAGAAACCAAAGUCUCCAAGAAACUCGUCCUCAGCUUCAUUGCAUCCAAAGGCUCAACCUUUGACACAGUGGGUUUUGUCAAGGGCAAGCCAGGUGGAUUAGGUGGGGGUGUCACUGUACGUUAUGGUCACCACCUGUUGAAUCUGCUGACAGUGCGGCGUGCUCGUCCCCGCCUGUUGGUACAGGACCCUCGGGGUACCACCUUCCAUCCUGAUGUGGCCAUGGUAAUCCCUCAGGUGGAUGGGCUGAUCUGCUACAUGGAUGCCACCUGCCAUUGUGAAGCGAGGCGGGGUAGUGGCUCUGGUGGUAGCCACACCCUGGACGUGCUGGAGCUGGAGGCCAUGAUACGCACCAUCCCUGCCAAGCUUUGCCCGCCUGUGCUGGUGUUGUUGGCACGCAUGGAUGACCCUCAGGUCCCCAUCGCUGAUUCAGACCAUGAUGCUGAUGGCUUGGUGGACCACAACGUGCUGCGCCGGUCCCCUCAUGCUGACCUCCCGAUGGGCAGCCCCCCACCAAGACACCGGCCAGUCAUGCUGUAUGAUGUCCUUAGCAAAUUGGACCUCCCCUGGGCUGUGUGUGAGGUGGAAGUGAAGACCUUGUCUGGUGUGCACCGAGGCCUGAAUUGGCUGCUGCACCGUACCCUCAAACUUAAGAAUGGAUAAGGUUCCAAUAACACCACCAUUGGAUAAAAUUUCAAGCAUAUUCUUUGCUCAAGGGUGGAUAAUUGAAUGAAAGUAAAGUACAGAAAGAUGUAGUUGACCACAACUUAACAAUCAGGAAGGUGAAGAGAAGUUUUAGUCAUUGUAUUCUCCUGCCAAUGUUCUUUCUUCAUUUUGCUUUUAAAGUUUGCUGUCUGUCUUUGCCUUCCUUCUUUUGGUUUUAAAGACAGGUAUUCUUAAGAAGGAUAUAUUGAUCUCAUCCAUUUUGAAAUGUUCAGAGGCUGUGUAGCAGUAAAUCUUGGUCCAGCAAACUAGAUGCCUUUGAGGAACAAUUUUUUUUCUUCUUAUCUUGAAAGAGUUUCUGUACUCUUGAGAAAACUCUAACCUGAUAUAAAUAUGAGUGAUGAAAGCACAAAACUGUGUGUCAUUUUUUUUCAUCUGAAGAUUAACUUUUUUUUCCAGGAUGUUAAAAUAAUUCUGAUUAUCAUUUUUUUUUUAUUAUUAUGCAUUUCUUAUAUCAGGUUAGAAUUGUUGCAAUAGCUCAUAAUUCUAACUGUGAUGGUGGCAGCAUUCCAUCCUACUGAGGAAUCCAGAGGAGGGCACUGCCUUCCUUUUGAGGACAUGUUCACAUAAAUAUAGGAUAGUAUUGAUAAAGCAGUAUUCAUCUUGCCAGUGUCAUCUGCUUUCAAUAGAGAGAGACUGAACUUGCUGUAGUAGUGACUGGUGUACCUCUUGUAGUAUUUAGUGUUUGUAAUGCAUAUGUACAUCCUUUUACAUGGGCAUGGUUUGAAUGUUAACUCAAAUUAAGGUUCAGUAGCUGCUGACAAGGAAAUAUUAUUGAGGCUGUGGAUUUAGAAAUGCAAGUGUGAGGGUCUCUUUUGUAUUGCACACUCAGCAUUACAACUGUCCAUCCAUUCUGUAUUGUAUACAGGUCAAGGCCAAGCAGCGGCUGUGUGAAAUAUUCUCAUGAAGUGACAAGUUGCUGUGAUGUGGAUUAUUAACUCAUUGUUUGUAGUUUGUUUGUGACUUGUAUGAGUAUUAUGGGAUGAAGUAACACUUUUGUGGUAGAUAUCUAAAACUAAUAUUAUUAAGUACAUUACCAGUUGCUUUUUUAUAUAUUUAUAUGUAUUUUGAAGUAUGUAUGUAUAAUGUAAUUUAAAACAAGUGUGAAUGAGUGUGUGUAUUUACCUAAUUGUAACAUACAGUAAGUCCCUGCACUUGGCGAAUCUCAGCGUGGCAAAAUUCACUUUUGGCAGUAGGGUGGUCAUGGACCACCGAGUGCACGCUUGGUGAUUUGAAUUCAAACUUGGCAGUCCCCUGGCAGCUGCACGGCAAACCAUGUGGCUCCCCUGUGACGUCAGAUCUUUCUCUAAACCUAUCAGAACACAGUGUGAGAGUCCCCUUCAGCCAUUUUGUUUGUGCUACCCUCUGUUCUGCUAGUGUGGGAAUGAAUUCUGGCGAUUUACCACCAACUUGGCCUCUACCAGCGCAACAGGUGGUACCGAUGGGGUUAAGGACAAUGGUGGUGGCAGCAAGGACGAAAGUGGGCAAGGGAAACGGGUGGAAAAACAGGAGUUACAGCCUUUAUAUCAUUUCUUAUUAGCUUUAUUUAUUGUUUAUUUUGUAAAUUUUUUGUACAUGUGUUCUAAUAUGUGAAGGCAAAAGGUUUCAUUUCAACUCGAAAGAUAGUAUUUUAGGGGUCAAAAGAGGGAUUUUGGCAAUGACCAAAGACUGAUUGAGGCAUUUUUUAGGCAAUUUAUAUGGUAUAAAAAAUUUGUGUUUGGCGAAAUUCGCAUUUGGUGGUAGUUACGCCAGACUAAUUAAUUCGCCAAGUGCAGGGGCUUACUGUACAGGAAAAGAGCUGUGCUCAUACUGCCCUGUCUCCAUAUCUAUGAAAAUCCAACAUUUCUUUUGAACUUAUUUAUUGUCCUUGCUUCAACAACUCUCUUAUCUAAACCAUUCCACACAUCUUUUUAGAAAGCUGAACUUCUUGAUAUCUCUCCUGCAGUUGUCCUUUCUUAUUUUCUUUCCAUGUCCUCUUGUGUCACUGGUGCCCCAGAUUAGUAGGUCUUCUCUAUCUAAUUUUUGUAGUCCAUUCAUCACUCUGUACACUGCUAUUAGAUCUCUUGUUUCCCUUCUCUGUUCUAAGGUUGUAAGACCUAGUAUUUGUAGCCUUUCUUCAUAUGACCGUUCGCUUAAAAUGCCCGCCUCAAGGCGCGCGGAUUUAAAUUUUAAAAAACAACCUUCGCCACGUGAAACUUCACAGUUUUCCCGCCACAUUGAGCGAAAAAAACAUUUUUAGUGGAUUUCAAAAAUAUUCGGCCAAAAAUACCCACUUUACCCCUUAAGCUUACGGGAAGCUUUGUUGCUGCCCUCUGUAUUCUCUCUAGUUCCCUUAUAUGUUUCUUUUUGUUUGGUGAUCAUACAAAAGCUGCAUAUUCUAAUUUUGGAUAUAUUAGAGUCAUUAACAAUUUUUUUUUAUCAUAUCUUUGUCUGUUUAAGUGAAUGCUACCUUUAUAUUUCUCAAAAGUUCAUAGGCAUUUCCUGUAAUUCUAUUUAUGUGUUUUUCUGUUGACAGGUUAUAUACAAUGGUUACUCCUUUGUCUUUUUCUUCAGAUAUCUUUUUAAUUUCUUCUUUCCCCAUUGAGUAAACUCUCUUCGGCUUUCUUUUGCUCAUUCCAAAUUCUAAUACACUGCACUUUUUUGUAUUAAAUUCCAUAUCCCAUGUGAAUGACCAUUCCACUAUUUUAUCCAAGUCUUGUAGCGCCUCACAAUCUUCCUUUCUAUUCAUCCUUUUCAUUAAUUUAGCAUCAUCUACAAACAGACUGAUGUAACUGUCUAUAUUUUCUGAUAUAUCGUUCACAUAUACCGCAAACAUUAUUGGUGCUAAUACCGACCCCUGCAGAACUCCACUUAAGACUCUUUUUUCAAGCCGAUUUUUUAUCUCUUAUAAUUUUUCUCAUUUCUCUGCCUUUUUAGAAAAUCAGCCUUUCAUUUCAAAAGUCCUCCCUUUAGUCCUCCAUUGUGUUCAAGUUUCCACAUUAACCUUCUGUGCAGUACCUUGUCAGAUGCCUUCUUUAGAUCUAGGUAUAUUAAAUUUGUGACACAUGAUCUUCCUCUUCUGAUUUCAUACUGUCUAUCUGUUAACAUACCAUUCUCCUCCAGGUAUUCCAUCCAUUUUUUUAUUAUCCUUUCACAUAUUUUUGCUGUUACACUGGUCAGUUACACUGGUCUGUAGUUUAAUGGACCCUCCUUAUUUCCCCUUUGAAUAUGAGCACAUUAUCUGUCCCUUUCCAGUCUGUUGGUACUUUACUCUCUGUUAAGGAACUCAUAAUGAUGUGGACUUUGUCUGCUAAUUAGUGACUGCAUUUCUUUACAAUCCAGUUUGACACUCCAUUGGGACCUGAGGCUUUCCUUGCAUCUAGUUCUUUCAUUAUUUUCCUUACUUCUACUGACACUUGUAUUUCAUGAACACCAUCAGUUAAUUCCACUGGGGUUUGACAUUGGAAAUCACUUUCUCUGGUGAAGACUGACUGGAAGCAGUUGUUCAUCACUCCUGCCAUAUCUUCUGGGUCUUCAUACAUUUCAUUAUUGUAUUUCAGUUUGCUUAUUUCUCCUUUGUUUUCGAGCUUGCCAUUUACAUAUCUGUAAAACAAUUUUGGCUGGUCCUUACAUUUAUCCACUAUAUCCUUCUCAUAAUUUUUCUGUUCCAUUCUCUGAAUCUUGAUGUACUCGUUUCUUUUCCGAGCAUAGUCUAACCAAUGAUUUGGUCUUAUGUUUCUGCUCCGUCUAUUCUAGUCUUUUUCUCUUUCCAUCCUUGCUAACACAUCUUCUGUUAAAUCACUCCUUGUGUCUAGGCUUGUCUAUUUUCUUGAUUGGCACAUGUUUCAUUAUUCCUUCAUUAUACUUCAAUAAAAUAUUCCACUUGUCUUCAGUUUUCUCCGAUAUAUAAAAUUCAGUCCAGUCUGCUUGUUCAAAGUAUUUCCUUAAUUCUGCAAAGUUAGUUUUACUGUAAUUGUGCCUUUUAUUUUUAUAGUCUUUGUUCCUAAUUUCUUCCAGUCCUUCUUUCAGCCUAAAUUUUAGUAAUACAUUAUCACUUUAACUGAGUGGACUCUUAUAUUCCAAGUUAUCAAGUAUCUCUGGUUCUUUAGUAAAUACUAAGUCCAAUUGUGAUGGUUCUUCAUUUGCUCUAUACCUUGUGUUGUCCUUCACCCAUUGAGUAAGGAAAUUGUCUGCUGCUAGAUUCAUUAGUAUAUUUUCCCAAAAUGUUUUUCCUCCCUCAGUUGUCAGGUCUUCCCAAACUGUUUCCUUGCAGUUAAAGUCACCCAUCACUUAUAUUUUUUACUCUUUUCCAGUUAGUCUCUGUAAACAUUUUCUGGUAUCAUUAAGCAUGUUCCUGUAUUCUUCAUUUCCCUAUGAGUUUGUUUUGGCUGGCACAUAAACAACGGCAAAGUCCCUUUUUCCUUCUUGAAUUCUUACUAGUGCUUGUAGCACUUCAGCACUUCCUUCUCCACAAAUUAUUUCAUUCACCUGCAGCUCUUUCUUUACAAGUAACAUCACUCCUCUUCUUUUUUUUUGUUUCUCUAUUCUUCUUCCAUAUAUUGUAACUACUUUUCCUAAUAUCCAAUGCUUCAAGUCCUCCGUAUGAUUUCGUCUCAGUUAAUCCCACAAUGUCAGGCUUGUUUUCCCUUAGAUAAUCAUUCAACUCUACUUUUGCCGUUAAAAUACCAUUUAUAUUUGUGUUAUGCGACUUUUAAUACUCUUCCUCUUUACAGUGAUACUUAUUUCCCUUUUGUUCUCCCUCCUUGUGUACCACUUCCUCAGUCUCAUGUCUUUGACCUUCCAGUAGUAGCUCGUUCUCUCCUCUGCUGUUCUGUUUAAAAUUUUUUUCUUUGGUUGUUUCCCAUAGCUUUCCUCUUCAUUUAGAUUGCGUCUCAACCAUACAUUUUUAUACACUUCUUUCCUUCCCAUCCUCCAUGAGCCUGCUAGGAUUUCCUCUGCAACUGCUUGCGAUCUUAUUCUAAUCUUUAACAGACAUGUUUUUCCCUCGUAUUUUCCCAGUCUAUAGACUUCUUCAAUUUCUCCACUCAGUCUCCUGCUUUCUUCUUCAUCAUCCUUCUUCUCCAUCACUACUUUCUCAGCCUGCUUUUUCUCAUAUUCUUCUCAUUCAUGUCUAAUUGGUAUUACUUUUUCCAAUAAUCCAAAGAUAAAAACACACACUUUGUUUUCCACAGUAUUCCUAAUCAGAUUUUCCUUUACUACCAUUUUGGCAACCUCUUGUUCCCUUUCCUAGGCCAAUUCUUCUAUAGCCUUUUUAAAACUAACUUCUUGGUGAUUCUGGUCCAUUUUCCAAUGAUUUUGCUUUUCACAUUUUCCUCUCUUGAUCUUCAUUAUCUUCCAUUUUCUUUUCACUAGCACAAACUUUGUUCUUCUGGUCAUCAUAGUUUUUCUUCAACACUUCGGUGUUUGCCUUCAUGAUCUCAUUGUCCUUUUCCAUAGUUUUUACUAGCCAUCAGGUCUUUCACUAGGUCCUCCAUCUUACCAUUUGGUGUAAACAAACACCCCUCACCCUUUUCACUUUGUUCCUUCCUCUUUUUCCAUCUUAUUGACAUUUUAACCCCACCACCUAGAUGGGACAGCAGUAAAAUGUAGCUCUCACCUUUAGGUGAGAGCUAGGUAAAAGAUAUUCUUGGUGACUUGAAGUAAUAAUAAAAUGGAGCUCAGUGUG
Portunus trituberculatus (swimming crab) is the source of this 7073-nucleotide messenger RNA. RefSeq lists its product as uncharacterized. The coding region runs from base 116 to 1348 and encodes 410 amino acids. Gene Ontology annotation, molecular function: protein binding. Lineage: Eukaryota; Metazoa; Arthropoda; Malacostraca; Decapoda; Portunidae. The record is from RefSeq and is a predicted model, not a curated record. The transcript has 9 exons.